AUGGCCGAUCCAAAAGAAGGAGGAAUCACAAAGAAAGGCCAUCAAGAAGGUCUUAAACUUGCAGUAUCUGUUCUUGAAGAAUACGGUCUUCCAUUAGGUCUCCUUCCUCUAGCCGAUGUAAUUGAAGUGGGCUUCGUCAAGACCACCGGUUACAUGUGGAUUGUGCAGAAGAAAAAAGUUGAACAUACUUUCAAGCUGAUUAAAAAGCAAGUUAGUUACGACACUGAAAUCACUGGUUAUGUGGAGAAGAAGAGGAUUAAGAAACUCAAGGGAGUCAAAGCCAAAGAGUUGAUGUUGUGGCCACCGGUAAAUGACAUCAGUGUUCGAAGACGUCUGACAAUUAGGGCACCAUUGUUAAUAAUUUCCUAA
Erigeron canadensis is the source of this 369-nucleotide messenger RNA. RefSeq lists its product as uncharacterized. The record is from RefSeq and is a predicted model, not a curated record. The transcript has 2 exons. Lineage: Eukaryota; Viridiplantae; Streptophyta; Magnoliopsida; Asterales; Asteraceae. Bases 1 to 369 code for a protein of 122 amino acids.